AUGGCCGAACAAGGUGUUACCGUUGUCCUCGGUGCUCAAUGGGGCGACGAGGGCAAAGGAAAGCUUGUCGACAUUCUCUGCGACAAGGCUGAUGUCGUUGCUCGAUGUCAGGGAGGAAAUAAUGCGGGCCAUACCAUCGUGGCCAACGGCGUUGCAUAUGACUUCCACAUUUUGCCGUCAGGUCUCGUAAAUCCCAAGUGCGAAAACCUCAUUGGUUCUGGUGUCGUCAUUCACAUUCCGUCCUUUUUCUCGGAGCUAGCUGCUGCUCAAAACAAGGGCCUCGAUACCACUGGCCGAAUUUUCAUCUCCAGCCGUGCUCAUAUCGUGUUGGACCUUCAUCAAACCGUCGAUGGUCUCGAGGAAGUUGCUCUAGGUAAAUCUAAUGUCGGCACCACAAGGAAGGGUAUCGGCCCAACCUACUCCUCCAAGGCUUCCAGGAGCGGAUUGAGAAUUGAAGAGCUGGACUUGGACAAAUGGGACCAGUUCGAAAAGCGAUUCCGAGCGCUUGUUGCCGGCCUGAAACAAAGAUUUGGGGCGCUGUUGGAUAGCUAUGACGAGGAGAAAGAACUUGCUUAUUUCAAGGAUAUUGCUCCCGUCGUAAAACCCUACGUUGUCAAUGCGAUCCCCUGGAUGAACGAGCGACAACUGGAGAACAAGCGAAUUCUCGUCGAGGGUGCAAAUGCCCUGAUGUUGGAUCUCGACUAUGGCACAUACCCAUACGUCACAAGCUCUAACACCGGUAUUGGUGGUGUCUUCACCGGAUUGGCCAUUUCGCCAUUUAAGAUCCGAGAAAUCACCGGUGUCGUGAAGGCCUAUACCACUAGGGUGGGGGGUGGUCCGUUCCCUACAGAGCAGCUCAACGAAAUCGGCGAACACCUUCAAAACGUUGGCCGGGAGGUUGGGGUGACAACGGGUAGAAAGAGAAGAUGUGGAUGGUUGGAUCUCGUAGUUCUCAAACACUCCAUGAUGGUGAACCACUACACCAGCAUCAAUCUCACGAAACUCGACAUUCUAGACAAUCUACCAGAGAUCAAGGUUGCCGUGGCCUACCGACUGCCAGAUGGCACUGAAAUUGAUGCAUUCCCCCCUGACCUGUCAAUCCUUAAGAAGAUUGAGCCGGUUUACGAGACAUUACCGGGCUGGUCCUCGAGCAUUGCCAAUUUGACUUCUUACGACGAUCUUCCAAAGGAAGCGAAGGACUACAUUGAAUAUAUCGAGAAAUUCAUAGGGGCUCGGAUAGGCAGCGUGGGGGUCGGCCCAGCGAGAGACAACAUGCUUUUUAGGUGA
This is a messenger RNA of Orbilia oligospora ATCC 24927, 1287 nucleotides long. RefSeq lists its product as uncharacterized. The record is from RefSeq and is a predicted model, not a curated record. Gene Ontology annotation, molecular function: GTP binding; adenylosuccinate synthase activity. Gene Ontology annotation, biological process: 'de novo' AMP biosynthetic process; IMP metabolic process. NCBI's taxonomy places the organism in Eukaryota, Fungi, Ascomycota, Orbiliomycetes, Orbiliales, Orbiliaceae. Gene Ontology annotation, cellular component: cytoplasm. The transcript has 4 exons. The coding region runs from base 1 to 1287 and encodes 428 amino acids.